Eriocheir sinensis (Chinese mitten crab) is the source of this 2943-nucleotide messenger RNA. RefSeq names its product voltage-gated potassium channel subunit beta-2-like (gene Hk). Lineage: Eukaryota; Metazoa; Arthropoda; Malacostraca; Decapoda; Varunidae. Gene Ontology annotation, biological process: potassium ion transport; regulation of potassium ion transmembrane transport. Gene Ontology annotation, molecular function: voltage-gated potassium channel activity; transmembrane transporter binding; potassium channel regulator activity. Gene Ontology annotation, cellular component: voltage-gated potassium channel complex; cytoplasm. Bases 1159 to 2622 code for a protein of 487 amino acids. The transcript is spliced from 11 exons. The record is from RefSeq and is a predicted model, not a curated record.
AAAUAGUAGCCCCCCAAAAUAGUAGCCCCCCAAAAAAGUAGCCCAAGGGAAAUUUUCAAAGUCUACUCCCCCAAAAAAAUUUCGUUUCACCCCAAAAAUUUGAAAAGUUUGACCCAAAAUUUCGAAAAAAAACUAAAAUUUCCAGCGCGCUAACAUUUAAAAAUAGCCCCAUUGACGCGGAAAAUAGCCCAGUUAUAGUUAAAAAUAGCCCCAAAACGUUGAAAAUAGCCCAGCAUAUCUUCAGGCAGUCCCUUAAGAUAGCCCAAGGAGCCUUAGGUAGUCUUUUAAUAGCCCACCCAGGCCCCGAAAAUAGCCCAGAGGUAGCCUAGAUUAUCCUUAAAAUAGCCCAUAGUUAAAACAGACCACGGAAAGGAGCAGAAAGUAGCCCCUAAUAGCCCAAGGUUGUCUUAAUAAGUUUCGGGUGGUUUAUAAGUAGCCCAAACAUAGCCUUAGGGUCUGAAAAAGUAGCCCAAUCGUGAAAUAUAGCCCCAAAAGACGAAAAAGUAGCCCCAGAUAGCCCCGUUAGUCCCAGGUUGUCUUAAUAAGUUUCGGGUGGUCUUAAAGUAGCCCAAUAAUAGCCUUAGGGUCUGAAGAAGUAGCCCAAUCGUAAAAUAUAGCCCAAAACCAGCCUUGGAUAGUCCAGGAUAGUCUGUCGAUACUGUUAAGUAGCCCCGUGUUGCUACCUCAAACCGCCUCAAAAAACGCCGAAAAUAGCCCAAAAAUAGCCCAAAAAAAUAGCCCCAAAGAAGCCCAAAAUAGCCCCAAAAUACCCCCCAAAAAAUACCUUAAUCAGCCUUAAAAAACGCGGAAAAUAGCCCAAAAAUAGCCCAAAUUGGUCUCAGAUAGUCCCAGAUAGUCUUGGAUAGUCUUACACAGCGGAGAAUAGUCGAGGAUAGUCCCACGACAUAACAUCCCAGACUAGACUAGCCCCCAGGUAUAAGAUAGUCGCAUUCAGAUAGUCAGUCAGAUAGCCCCAUUCUGAUAGUCAGUCAGAUAGUCCCAUUGAGAUAGUCAGUCAGAUAGUCCCAUUCAGAUAGUCAGUCAGAUAGUCCCAUUCAGAUAGUCAGUCAAAUAGUCCCAUUCAGAUAGUCAGUCAGACAGUCCCAUUCAGAUAGUCAGUCAGAUAGUCCCAUUGAGAUAGUCAGAUAGUCCGUCAUCAUGGAAAGUCUAGGCUACCAGGAGUGUGAGACGCGUAGCACCCUCCUCUAUGACACGGGUAGUAGCGAGCGGAUAGUCUUAACGGCACUUACUACUACUACUACUACCACUACUACUACUACUACUACUACUACUACUACGGCUACUACAACUACUACUGCCGGUUCUGCUACGUUUGAUGCAGAGCCCAAUUUGUAUAGAGCGAGGGCGCCAUUUUCUUCCAUUAGCGAAGACGAGCUACGCCAUUUUGAACAGAGGGCGCCAAUAGCCUCGCUGGAUUGCAUGGAGGAGUUCCAAGGGUGUGCAGACCCCCUGCUGGGCCGAGGGGACCAGCUCCCUGCCACCGGGGGUCGCCAGGGGGCCGUGGCAGGGGUCGGCGCACAGAUCAAGUAUAAGCCAUUGGGGAAAAGCGGUCUCAGGGUAUCGCAGCUUGGUCUGGGCACUUGGGUAACAUUCUCCCCACAAGUAAGCGAGGAGACUGCCGAGCAAAUCAUAACUCUCGCUUACGAAUGUGGGAUAAACGUUUUUGACCUUUCGGAAGCGUUCUCUCAAGGCCGCGCGGAGACCCAGCUUGGUAGUAUACUUAAGAAAAAGGGCUGGAAGAGAAGCUCGUAUCAUGUACUUACAAAGGUCUACUGGAAUUCUAAAGGAGAGGAGCGAGGUCUCAGCCGCAAACACAUCAUUGAGAGCAUAAAGGCGAGUCUGGAGCGUCUACAACUACAGUACGUCGACGUCAUGAUCAUCCACAAGGCAGACGACAUGUGCCCAAUGGAAGAGGUCGUCCGCGCCUGCCACCACGUCAUCGAGCAGGGCCUGGCCAUGUACUGGGGGUCGUCGCGGUGGACUGCGGUGGAGAUUAUGGAAGCCUGGACCAACUGUAGGCAAUUCAACUGUAUUACCCCCGUGGUGGAACAGAGCGAGUACCACCUCUUCUGUCGCGGCAAAACUGAGCUGUACCUGCCGGAAAUGUACAAUAAGAUAGGUGUGGGUACAAUGGCAUGGUCACCGCUCGCCAUUGGGUUGAUCUCCACCAAAAUUGACGAUGGAACUCCAGUGUUUACGAGGCAGAGCAUUAAACGGAAGAAUGCACAGGCUUCUCACACUUGGACGGAGGACGAGGCAAGCUCCCCCAUCACAGUGAAGGACCAACAGGGGUACACGUGGCUGAAGGACAAGGCGGGCACGGAGGACAGCAGGCGGCAGCAGGCGAGGCUGAGGGAGCUUUGUGGCCUCGCGUCGGAGCUCAACUGUACCCUCACGCAGCUCUCCGUCGCCUGGUCGCUCAAGAAUGACAACCUCCACUGCGUACUAAUUGGGGCAGCCACCGUGGAGCAGCUGCUAGAGAACGUCCAGAGCCUCCAGGUCGCCAGCCGUCUGAAACCUGAACAGCUGACGGAGAUGGAGCGAAUACUGGAUAACAAGCCCGUUCGCCCACCAACUGUGUCCACCCUGGCGCAGAGAUGACAGGAAUUGGCAAGCAUGAGCGGUGGACCCAGUUCCAUACCCGGGGACGAAGAGGAGGAGCUGGAGGAGAGCGUAAGCGGCAAGACGCCAUUCUGUUCCAUCAUGUAAACGACUACUUCUACUACUACUACUACUACUACUACUACUACUACUACUACUACUACUACUAUUACUAUUACUACUACUACUACUACUACUACUAUUGCUACUACUACUACUACUACUACUACUACUACUACUGCUACUACUACUACUACGACUAUUCUCUCUCUCUCUCUCUCUCUCUCUCUCUCUCUCUCUCUCUCUCUCUCUCUCUCUCUC